Molecule: messenger RNA, 1515 nt
Organism: Adineta ricciae
Lineage: Eukaryota; Metazoa; Rotifera; Eurotatoria; Adinetida; Adinetidae
Source: the annotation of a GenBank genome assembly
AUGAUUCGUGAUAUUCAAAUUCGAUCGAAUCAUCACUGUGAUAGAUCAUUAGACGUGUAUCGAUUGAAGUAUUCAAAUCAUUUAAAUUACUGGAAAAACCUUCGGAAGACGAAUUAUUGGAUAACAUUCGAAAACCCUCUAUUUGUUGCUUCGGUUCCUUUAACUAACGAAUGCCAUUUUCAUUCAAAUUGUACUCCUACUGACAAUCUUUCAUCGCCGACGGAAUCAACGGAUAGUGGAAUAAAUAUCUAUAUGGAGCGAACAGCUACUAUGGACGAUAUCAAUCUUCCACUUGGAUGGGAACGAUUUGAAGAUGAACAAGGAGUUUAUUAUUGGCAUAAGCGUACCGGAACGGUAACGCGCGAUCGACCUGAACCACUUACAACAUCGCCAUCAUUAACACUUUCCCCAUCACCAUCAACUGACACGUGUUAUGAAAUCAAUUCUCUUUUGUACAGAAGCGAAUCUGACAUGUCGAUUCAAACAUUGGAUAACAAUUCUGAACAACAUCGUUUCUACGUUCGUUCGCUUGGUUGGACUAUACUUAACGAAGAAGAUUUAACUUCGGAUCGAAGUAGUCGUGCUGUAAAUCGAUGUAUAUCCGAAUUGACAAGUGGUAUUAAUGAUUGUAUUCAUCGUUGGGGUGAUGGCAAAGAUCUUUAUAUGGAUAUCAGUAAAACCGAUAUACUUUUAAUUGAUCCCAGUGAAAUGACUAUUUUACAUAAACAAUCGAUUCCGUCGAUUAAAAUCUGGGGUGUCGGACGAGAAAAUUCCAGAGAUUUUGCUUAUGUCGCCAAAGAUAAAGAUCGAACGAAGAAUAUCUAUAAAUGUCAUGUUUUUCGAUGUGAUAAUACAUCAGCAAGAAUAAUUGCUAAUACAUUGCGUGAUGUGUGUAAAAACUUAAUGAUCGAACGUGGUUUACUAAAUGCGAUGAAAGAAUCUUCGCCUGACGAAAUCUCCGUACAGAAACGGCCGACAACAUUUCCGGAAUCAAUUGACAAUGAUCUAACAAAUGUGUCAUUUCCGACGCCAAUGGAAGAGCAAAAGAAAUAUCUAGCUUGUAAAUAUUUAGGCUGUAUUUAUGUUGAAAAGCCUGGUGGAAUGCAUAUCUUACGGCCAGCAAUUGAAAAAGUUUCACAAACAGUUCCGGAAGAUAAAUGGAUUUCGGUUAUAGUGAAUAUUUCACCGACAUCCCUCAUUGCUCUAUCGGAUGAUGAUGCAAAAGAACAAUUACUUGAUUGUCGUAUUCGAUAUCUUUCAUUUCUUGGUGUUGGUCAAGAUACAAAUUUUUGUGGAAUUAUUAUUCAUUGUGCAGAUAAUUCGUUUAAAUGUCAUGUUUUCUAUUGUCAACCGUCAUGUGUUCAACUUUGUAAGGAUAUCGAAGCGGCGUGUAAAUUACGUUAUCAAAAAUGUCUUGAUGCUCAUCCACAGGUGGCGCAACCAACUGAACAAACAAAAAGCUACGGUGCACAAAUCAAAAGCAUGGUGGAAUCGUUUUGGUUUGGAAAUAAAUAA